Molecule: messenger RNA, 1698 nt
Organism: Tarenaya hassleriana
Lineage: Eukaryota; Viridiplantae; Streptophyta; Magnoliopsida; Brassicales; Cleomaceae
Product: mitochondrial inner membrane protein OXA1-like
Exons: 10
Coding region: 137-1396 (419 amino acids)
Biological process (GO): protein insertion into mitochondrial inner membrane from matrix; mitochondrial respiratory chain complex IV assembly
Cellular component (GO): mitochondrial inner membrane
Molecular function (GO): membrane insertase activity
Source: RefSeq, a predicted model, not a curated record
CUUGGUGGGGGCGGAGGCCAAGACCACAGGACACAAGGUUAAUCGUCGCCGUAAACCCUCGCUCCCCAAAACCCUUUCCUUGUUGCUGGGAUCGUGACCAAAAGCCAUCGCCGGAGUUUCUUCGACAGAUUCUGCGAUGGCCUUGAGGCGCAGCUUGUCCAUAAGGUCGACACUUAGUGCUCAUUGUUACCAGCUAUCUCCUAGUUACAUUAUUACUCAUGAUAAUGAUCGGGACUUGGAUUCGUCCUGUCAAACGCAAUCUCAAAGAAGUUACCACAGCUUUCUUCAUCAAAGAUCCUCUAACCACUCUGUUUCCUCACAAAUGUCAAGGGGAUGUUCACAUUUUUCUCUGUUUCCUACAUCUGGUUCCGCUUUCUACCGCUAUAUGUCUAGUGCACCUGGGGCUGGCUCAGACAUCGCUGAUGUCUUAACCGAUUCAGCAUUGCAAGCUGUGGCUUCUCAGGCUGUUGUUGUCAGUGAAGUUGCUAAUGCGGCUAAAGAUUCUUUCUUUCCCAUUGCUGCUCUUCAGCAUUGCAUUGACAUGGUGCAUUCAUUCACGGGCCUUGAUUGGUGGUUAUCCAUUGUUCUUGCAACUCUUCUGAUCCGAACAAUGAUGGUUCCACUCUUGAUUAAACAGCUCAAAGCAACUACACAGUUGACGCUGCUGAGGCCACGGUUGGAGGCAGUCCGGGAGGACAUGCAAAAUAAGGGAAUGGACCCAACUGCGGUUGCGGAAGGUCAAAAACAAAUGAAGGCUUUGUUCAAAGAAUAUGGUGUCAGUCCGUUCACUCCAAUGAAAGGGCUCUUAAUUCAGGGCCCUUUGUUUGUCUUCUUCUUCCUUGCAAUUAGAAAUAUGGCAGAGAAAGUACCUUCUUUCCAGACAGGCGGGGCGCUUUGGUUCACUGAUCUCACAACUCCCGAUAGCUUGUACAUCUUCCCAGUCCUGACAGGGUUGUCCUUUUUGAUAACCGUCGAGUGUAAUGCACAAGAAGGCAUGGAAGGGAAUCCAAUGGCUGGAACAGUAAAAAACGUUUGCCGGGCUUUUGCAGUUCUCACAGUCCCACUGACGAUGAGUUUCCAGAAGGCCAUAUUCUGCUACUGGAUUACAUCCAACCUGUUCUCCCUCAUGUACGGACUUGUGAUUAAGCGUCCGCAAGUGAAGAAAGUGUUGGGCAUUCCCGAACUGCCUCCACCCGAGCCGGGAAGUACCCCUUCUUUUAACCUCUCUGAUGCACUUAAGAAACUAAAGGAGAUCACUCAGAAAGAACCCGACUCUUCGCCAGGAAAAACUACGCUUAUAAACCCGAGGGCACGGCCCCCGACCCCGAGUCCCGUCAAUCAGAGGCUGAAGGCCCUAGAGAGCCAAGUCAAGAAGAGGAAGAACAAGAGGAGAUGAUUUUCCUCAUCGAUGCAGCAUUGUUGGGGGGAUGUUAAGGACAGAACAAUGGCCAAGCUCUGUUGUUGGACAAAAGCCUUAAAAGAUCAGUUUUGUUAGUUUUAUUUAUUCUAUUUUCCCCAUCUAGAAAUGCAAUAAGUUUUCACUGAGAUGCAGAGAGGUUCACUCUUAUCUCACUCAUGCACUGUCAAGAGAUACUGCGAUCUUUUGUUUUUCAUCUGAAAUAAAGAUGGACACAGAUCUUUAUUCAAAUAUCCUUCCGGACUUCUCAAAGGGAAAGGGGAAAGGUCGUUGUUUUGGUA